AUUUUUUUUUCUUUAAAAAAUCAGGCACACAAGUUUCUUGUUUAUUCCUUUAAAGUGUAAAUUAAAUCACAAGCAUCUCAACAAAAGUGGUCUAAAACCAGCGCAUCAAAGUCAAAAUUCAAAACAACCAUAUUAUAAAUUCAAUUCAAUUCAAUCCCAAAAGAACAUAACUACAGUCUCCAUUAACCUAAAGGAUUCAACCCCAUCAUCAUGCCAUUCUCCUAUGCAAAGAAAUUUUUCAAGAGAUUUUGGGUUGAUGAAUUCCAAACUGGAAAUUUUCCAAGCAGCUUUCUGUCUAAUGAUAUCUUGCCAUCCCUUGGAGCAAGAAUCAACCAAGAAACAAGAUUGAGAAAAUACAUAAUCUCUCCCUUCAAUCCAAAUUAUCGGGCUUGGGAUAUGUUAUUGAUAAUUCUAGUAAUUUACUCUGCAUGGAUAUGCCCAUUUGAGUUUGGUUUUCUAUCAUAUAAGCAAGAUACACUAUUCAUCAUAGAUAACAUUGUGAAUGCCUUUUUUGCCAUUGACAUAGUCAUGACAUUCUUUCUUGCAUAUCUUGAUGUCCAUUCUUACCUUCUCAUUGAUGAUCCUAAGAGAAUUGCAGCCAGGUACCUAUGUACCUGGUUUCUCUUGGAUGUUUCUUCAACUGCACCACUUCAAUCCAUCAUCUCUAUCUUCACUGAUCAUAGCGGCGAGAUUGGUUUCAAAGUUCUUAACAUGCUUCGGUUAUGGCGUCUUAGACGAGUCAAUUAUCUCUUUGCAAGACUUGAGAAAGACAUUCGCUUCAAUUACUUUUGGACUAGGUGCACAAAGCUUAUUUCUGUGACAUUGUUUGCUGUACACUGUGCUGGAUGCAUUAACUAUUUAAUUGCAGUAAGGCACCCUGAUUUAAAAAGGACAUGGAUUGGUUCUGCGUACCCAAAUUUUAAAGAAAUGAGUCUUUGGGAUAGAUAUGUGAUAUCAAUGUAUUGGUCUAUUGUCACACUCACUACAACUGGCUAUGGUGAUUUGCAUGCUGAAAACACUAAGGAGAUGCUGUUUGAUAUCUUUUACAUGUUGUUCAACUUGGGAUUAACAGCAUAUAUCAUUGGGAAUAUGACAAACCUUGUUGUUCAAUGGACAAGCCACACAAGAAGCUUUAGAGAUACAAUUAGAGCAGCUUCAGAAUUUGCAUCAAGAAACCAUCUGCCUCAUGAUAUACAUGCUCAAAUAUUAUCACAUUUAUGUCUAAGGUUCAAAACAGAUGGAUUAAAGCAGCAAGAAACAAUAAAUGGCAUGCCAAAAGCAAUUCGUUCAAGCAUUGCACACCAUCUAUUUUUUCCUGUUCUGCAGAAUGCUUACCUCUUCCAAACAGUUUCACAUGACUUCCUUUUUCAAUUGGUUACAGAAAUGGAAGCUGAGUAUUUUCCACCUAAAGAAGAUGUUAUACUACAAAAUGAGUCUCCAACAGACCUUUACAUCUUGGUUUCAGGGGCAGUGGAUCUCAUUCACAAUGUGGAUGGUCACGAUCAAGUUUUGAAGAAGGCAACUGCAGGAGAUACAUUUGGAGAGAUUGGAGUUUUAUACAAUAGACCACAGUGUGUCACUGUUAGGACCACAGAGCUUUCACAAAUUUUAAGACUUAGCAGAACUUCAUUGAUGAAUGCCAUGCAUGCAAAUCCAGAAGCAGCAAAAAUUAUCAUGACAAAUCUUUUUAGGAUGUUAAAAGGACAAGAAGAUUUGGGUUAUGAAUAUCCACCUAUAGACACUAGAUUGGCUAUUCAUGAUGAAAACAACACAAUGGGAAAUUCUUGUCAUACAUGUUCAAAAAACUCACAUGAGGAAGCUACAUUGCAUGACAUGAUACCAGCGUUGGUUGAAAAUCAGCCAGAAAAAGAAGCAAAUGAAAAGAACCUAAGUCCUGUUAGAUGGAAACAGAAAGCUCUAGUUGACAAGCAACAAAACAAGAGUCUUGAAAAUGGAAAAACAUUAGAUGAACAUAAAAUAGAGUUUGUGGAGACAGGUAUAGUUAGUCAAGCUAGGAGUGACCAAAUUUUAUUAGAAAAAAGUAAUCAUUCAUCUGAGAGAAAAAAAAUAAUAUCUGUCAAUAAGAGAGUUACCAUACACUAUCGAGGACAACAUGGAAAGCUGAUAAUUCUGCCUGAUUCAUUGGAAGAGCUGCUCAAGAUUGCAGGAGAAAAGUUUGGAGCGUCAAAGCCUACAAAAAUAAUAAAUGCAGAGAAUGCAGAGAUAGAUGACUUGUGUGUCAUUCGAGAUGGUGAUCAUCUGUUUUUCCUUUGUAAUGAGUGAAUACUUGAACUAAUAGUUUAGAUAAAAACUAACAUGUAGCCUUCAACGAAGUAUAUUGAUAAUAAUAAAACUAACAGAGAAAAAGACAUGCAGAUUACAUAAAAUGUCAUUGGCAUAUGGUGGUAUCUUUUUCUUCUCUGCAACAGUUCUGAAAAUUUAUAUUCAUGAUUUACUUGAUACAGAUCAUAAUGAAUGUAUAAAAUAUCUGUUACUUUUAGAGUAUAAUGCUAAGUAUUGCUCUCCUUAGAAAUAUUGUUUGAGACAUGGUGAACUUGGAGGAUAAGUUGUGGGUUUCUCUAUCUUUCAAGAUUUAUAAAUCAAAGAUGGGAAUAUGUUCUCUCCUAGGCAUAAGAAUGGUUUUCCAACUUGGAAAAAUGUGGUUUGGGACAUGCAAGUCUUAAAGGAGAUUCAAGUUUAAGAUUAAUCUUAGUAAUAACAAGAUAAAUCUCCCAGUAACCCUCAGAAACAUGCUAUGUUACAUGAUUAAUCUCCCAAGAUUUAAUUUUCUUUAUCUA
Cicer arietinum (chickpea) is the source of this 2798-nucleotide messenger RNA. Its product is annotated as potassium channel KAT3-like. The record is from RefSeq and is a predicted model, not a curated record. NCBI's taxonomy places the organism in Eukaryota, Viridiplantae, Streptophyta, Magnoliopsida, Fabales, Fabaceae. Gene Ontology annotation, cellular component: membrane. Gene Ontology annotation, biological process: transmembrane transport; potassium ion transport. Gene Ontology annotation, molecular function: voltage-gated potassium channel activity.